CGUUAACGUGAACACUAGAUACGGUACGGUACACGGUGUAAUCACCAUUCCGUCACCCCGCCAACCCGCCAACCCCCGCCGACCCUUCGUCACGUGCCCGUACAGCAUCACAGGCGAUCACCCUCCCAACGUCCGUGCGUAGCGCACCCCGUGCACCCUGUCGGUUGCUCUAGGCCAGGGCAAAAAACUUUUUGAGCCGCAUCCCUUUGCAUUUUUCCCUCUGGAACCUUCGGAACUUGCCAUCCACCGCGCCCCACCACACAACAGCCAUACAACAACCACGCACGAUCCACGAUUCACGAAUUCGAUGUCGGCACAACACAAAGAAACAGGAAUCCGCCUUCCCAAAGCGCUGCGUGAGGAGCUUGGUCUCGAUGAUCGCGGAGCGCAGCGAAACGGCGGGCGUGGUGGUGGUGGCGGGGGGCGUGGCGUUGCUGGCGGUGGUGCUAGCGGGAGAGGCGGUGGCCGAGGAGGCAGGCCCACCGGCGAUCGGAAGGCCCUGCGGAAACAGGCGCGCCAGGACGUGAAGAAGACGCGGAAGAACACCCAGAAGCGCGGACGGCAGUAUGGCGGAGCAGCAGGCGCGGAUGGGGGUGGAGGCGACGAGGAUGGGGAGGAGGACGAGGACGAGGAUGGAGUGGAUCCGUUCGAUAUUUCGGAUCCGUCGGAUAUUGAGGAGUUGAUGAAGCCGGUUAAGGACAGGAAGCCGAGGAAAGCUGAGCCCGUGCCGGAGCUGUUGAAGGGGGGGAAGAAGAGUAGGUCCAAGCAGGAGGAGGAAGAGAAGAAAGAGAAGAAAGAGAAGAAGGAGAAGAAGGAGAAGGAGGGGAAGAAGGAGAAGAAGGAGAAGAAGACUGCGAAGCGCAAGGCGACUGAAGACCUCGACGACGAAUCUGCGCCGCAGAAGAAGAAGCCUAGCAAAGCAGUGCUGGACAGGAUCGCACAGGACGCAGCGGAGAUUGCUUUCCUCGAGAAGAAGUUGAAGAUCAAGAGCAAGAAGGUUCCAAAGGCCUUUGAGGAGGACGGGUUGGACUUUUUACUGGAUGGUUUGAAGGAUGAUUAUCUCGACGAUCUGGAGGAGCCGGUGAAGAAGAAGAGCAAGAAGACUGCGAAGGUGGAAGUGCCAGUGGAAGCGGAGGAGGAGGAGGAGGAGGAGAGUGACGACGAAGAGAUGGACGACAUGUCGGAUGGCGGUUCAGAUGACGAGGACGAGGGCGAAGACGAUUUUGAGGGCUUCUCUGAUUCGGAAGCCGAGGAGGCACCACCGCCCAAAUUCCGAGAGAACCCAUACAAACCCGGUGUGACUGCCUCGACGACGACGGACGAGAAACCCGCCGCCAAGUAUAUUCCCCCGUCACUACGCAAGCCUGCGGGCAAUGAGUCAGAACGUCUCACUCGGUUACGGCGACAGGUCCAGGGUCUCAUCAAUCGUCUCUCCGAAGCCAAACUCAUUCCCAUCCUGGGCGAUUUCGAAGAACUCUACCGAUCGAACCCACGAGCGGAUGUCACAAGCAUUCUGACCGACAUCCUCGUGUCCACGUUAUGCGAUCCUUCAGCGCUCAAUGACACAUACCACGUCCUCCACGGUGGGUUCCUAGCAGGUCUUUACAAGAUCAUGGGCAUCGACGUCGGCGCCACAGUCGUGCAACGAAUCGUUGAGGAGUUCCUGAGUCAGCACGAAAAAGCGAAUGGCAUCGCAGACCCCUCGACCGCCGGCAAAGAAUGUACCAAUCUGAUCAGUUUUCUGUCGGAGCUUUAUAACUUCCAAGUGAUCGGCUGUGUGCUCAUCUUCGACUUCAUCCGCCUGUUCUUGUCGGAGCUGACGGAGCUCCACACGGAACUCCUCCUCAAGGUUGUUCGGAAUGCGGGCCCACAACUUCGCAGUGAUGACCCAACGGCUCUCAAGUCGCUGGUGGUCCUCCUCCAACCCGCCAUCGCAAAAGCCGGCGGCAUUGAAAAGCUCAGCGUCCGCACGAAAUUUAUGAUCGAGACCCUAACCAACCUCAAAAACAACCGUCUCAAGUCUAACACCGCAACCUCGGUAGUGACAGCGGAGCAUACAGUGCGCAUGAAAAAGCUUCUGGGCUCGCUCAACAACACACGAACACUGCGCGCCACCGAGGCCCUCCGGGCUUCCCUCGACGACAUCAAAUCAACCGAGACCAAAGGGAAAUGGUGGCUUGUAGGAGCAUCGUGGGCCGGUGGAGAACCUACCAAGCCCUCCCACGAAGAUGAGGAGGAACAAGAAACCAUAGCACCCUAUGUUUCCGACUCCGAGGAGGACUCCGCUGGUAUGCCAGACCUUCAAUCGCUUGCGCGGCAACACAGGAUGAACACCGACAUCCGCCGGGCAAUUUUCAUCACGCUCCUCUCCUCGAGCGAUUUCGCCGACGCACACACGAAACUGUCGAAGCUCCGCCUCAAACGGUCACAGGAGCGUGAGAUCCCACGAGUGCUGCUCCACUGCGCCGCAGCAGAAGGCACCUACAACCCCUACUACUCACUGGUAGCGAAGAAGCUGUGUGCCGGACACGCAUUGCGAAUGACAUUCACAUUCACGCUCUGGGACUACUUCCGCCGCUUCGGCGAAGACGAUGGAUCCGCCACCGCCAGCAACCCGGACGACGACAUCGACGGCGACGACGACGACGACGUCUGGUCGCAGCCCACGGGACUCCGGAAGAUCGUGAACCUCGCACGGCUCUACGCGUCUCUCAUCACGUCGGGGAGUCUGCAGCUCGCGAUCCUGAAGACGCUAAACUGGGCGUAUCUACAGUCUCCGACAAAGAGCUUCCUCGAAGUCCUCUUUACAACCAUAUUGGCAGAGAGCGAGUGGGAGUUGAACGUGGUGUUCUCAAACGUAUCGGAUAAUACGGAGCUGGUCAGGGGCGUGCUGCAUUUUGUAAAGAAGACGAUGAAGCAUGGAGGUGUUGCCGCGGGAGCGGAGGAAAAGGCCGCAGUCAAGCGGGGCUUCAAGACCGCGGUGGAAAUGUUGGAGGAUGUGUUGAAGGCGCAGGUAUAGUGGGAUAGAACGGUAUAUAAAAUUUAGGACCCGCGAAAAUAAUUGACAGUAUC
This is a messenger RNA of Tricharina praecox, 3072 nucleotides long. RefSeq lists its product as uncharacterized. The record is from RefSeq and is a predicted model, not a curated record. The coding region runs from base 308 to 3019 and encodes 903 amino acids. The transcript is spliced from 2 exons. Gene Ontology annotation, biological process: ribosomal small subunit biogenesis. Lineage: Eukaryota; Fungi; Ascomycota; Pezizomycetes; Pezizales; Pyronemataceae. Gene Ontology annotation, molecular function: RNA binding; protein binding. Gene Ontology annotation, cellular component: nucleolus.